ACGAGCACCCAGUUGUGUGCAUUCAAAGUUUGCCAGUUGCUCAUCACUCUGCUGCUACGGCACAAUGGUUUUUUUGUUUACUUUCGGAUUACACUGAUAGCAUCGAUUACAAUGAGAAGCUUGCUGGUGUACAUCCAUUGGCUUACAAAGGAUUGAAUCAAUUGCUUCGAGAUUAUGCCUCAACUGUCAGCACAUCCAUCCCGAGACGGUCGCAAGGCCUUCGAAAACGAGCAGCCUAGAAGCCAGUCGACACAAGCAUUGCCGGAAAGACGAGGAAACUAUCCUCAACCACCAUUGGCUAUCCCGUCUAUGCGUGGGACCACAAAUGUCACAACCAACAGUCACCGUAGCAUUCAUCGCCAAGGUGUAAAUCGAGUGUCUGCUUGGACUGUGGCGGGAUUGCUAUUGCUGCUGUGGGGGGUACUCAACAAUGCCAACCACGUGGACCGGUACCGACGCAAAAUCCAACAGAUCAUUCAAGAACCGGUGGCCAUUGUCACCAUGAACAACCAAAGCGACGACGCCCCUAUGUUCGAGCCUCUUGGUGGUCCUCGUCACGAACAGAAAAGUGCUGCCGUGCAAGGCAAGGAGCACGGUCGACGCUUUCGAAGAAAUGAGACCCACAAAAACAGAACCUCAGGUGGAAACAAAGUACUUCUGAACGAAUUUAUCUCGAAGGACGAUUCAACGUUGCAGCGCAAGUUACCAUCGGUUAUGGAACCACCACGAAACGCCUCCAAUGCUGAGCAGGAACCUAUCGGAGCGAUCGAAAUUUCCGCACCGGAGCCGACCAAUGUGGUACCACCAAGUACUAUGAUCGAAACGAGCUCGAAACGCGCUAAUCCCCAGCGUCUGAAAGCAGUGCAACAUGAAAGUAGCGGCGAGAACAACAGUGAUAGCGACGAGGAUUCUGCACCUGCUCUAUCUGAGGAAGACGGAAGGAUCCCGGCAUUUCCAGAUGAAAAGUGCUCCCCAUGGGCAAUCAGUUUGGAUGAAUGGUGGCAGGAUCAUCCUGACUGGGACGUUUCUACUGAGAACGAUACCCACACGUGUUUUCGACCCAUUGCCAACCCGCUGCGGGCAAGCUUUUUACGGCAGGUCCAUGCCUUGCAGUUUGACAACAACACGUCAACUUGUGGCAAAGCUGCCAUUCGAAAGGUCCAAGAUAUGGGCUUUGCAGCACUGAUGUUGUUUCAUAUCAACAAUGCCUUUUGGAGUGCCUUUCGACAAGGACGCCGUUUUCAAGUUGCUUUGCCGUAUCAAGGUUUUCGGUGGCUCUACGUCCCGACUUCCAAAUCGUCAUGGGCACACUGUCCAGCGCAAAACCAAGAGUGCUACUUCUUGCCAAUAUCCAACUGCCCUGCACCGAUUGAAGGGGAUCGAGACGACAAACCAAAGAAAAAACACAUUUUUCAUGAAGUCUUUCACAACGACACUCUGGCCGAACAGAACAUGUGGCUGUCUCAUUACACCAUGAGACCUCGACAAGCGUUGCGCCAUCGUCUGUAUCAAUUUCUGCAGUCCGGUAAUGUACCAGUGGUGCCAACGCCGUGUGUUUGGCUCCAUGUGCGUAGAGGGGAUUCAAUGACGGAACGGAACUAUAUACGGAACUAUUACAGACUCGAGGAGUACUUGCGUAGAGGCAAGGUGUCUCCGACAGACAAUAUUCUGUUGUUGACGGAUGACCAAACUACCCUGGAGGAGGCACGGGUGCUCCACUCAAACUAUCACUUUCACUAUUGGAAUCGAACCAGGGUUCGAGGUCCCGUGGAAAACAACGCCCACGUUCCGUCCGGGGACCCGAGCUUGGAAGUCCUGUACAUUCUCGCGGAACGCAAACUAGCCAGGCGUUGCCAAAAGGGGGUUCACGGGAACAGUAACAUGGCAACUCUUUUUCGCAACGCCAUGGCCUUGGAACAUGGUGGAUUGGGCAACCUUACCAUGAUGGCGAUUGAUGGACCAUUGAAGAAGACACGAGUCGAACCAGAAGAAUUUGUGAGGAUGUUGGACACAACGUUGCAGAAAGCACAAACGAAAACGAUGCUCACGCCGACAUCUUCUAGAUGACUCGAGCUCCGGAACCAACAGAUUGCCGUGAUGAUGUAGUUUCGAGACCAAGCUCUUCCGUUUUUAGCCGUUCGGCUCUACUAGAGAGCUCAGCAAGGGAUACCGUACUACGGUUGUAAUACCUUGGAAACCGACUGAUACUCGUUACGUCCUCGCAGCUGCUUCAAGUUCGGGAGGCAACCGUACCGGUAGGAUCGUGAGUUUUGAUGGAAGUAGAAAGAUACCGAGCCAAGAUGGGGUAAUUUAACUUCAAAAGUUUGAAACACCCAAAGAU
Molecule: messenger RNA, 2341 nt
Organism: Seminavis robusta
Lineage: Eukaryota; Bacillariophyta; Bacillariophyceae; Naviculales; Naviculaceae
Source: the annotation of a GenBank genome assembly